GAGCGUAGAGAGAGGAUGCCCAGAGCCGCUCUCUGCCCCAACUCUAAACAAAUGGUUAAACGACAAUAAGUUGACGUUUGUCUGCGAAAAUAACGAUAGUCGCCUCGCAGCCUGUCGUUUUUAAAGUUAACUAGAAGUUGGGCAUCGCUCUGGCCAAGAUGGUGCCAUUGUAGCGUGCAGUUGCGCUGGGACUGGUGUUUGUAUGCUAUUGAGAGCCGAUAAGAAUAAAGCAGCGUAGCUUUUGGAGACAGCCGUGAUAGCACGGCGGUCACCGAGGAGCGUCAACCGCUUCUUCGUAAGCACGGAACGGCGCGUUCAACUUCUGUCAUUUGAAUGGACAUCAUCCAAUGCGCUAACAGGGAACGAUGCAUUCAGUGUAGAGGGACAUACAGGCACAGAGCAAGCGGUCGGUCGGACACUUUAUUAGAUAAGGUUGACUAUUUGAGUUUGGAAAAGGGAUGUCUAUUUAAUACGAACGCUUUACGAAGGUUACGUCUCGGCGCAUUGUUCGAUGUUGUGCACUGAUUGAAAGGGUACGACUGCAGUGGCCUUAUCGAAACAAUUGGAUAAUGAGUCUUCUUGGACACGCAAACGAGAGUCUACAUUUAGCUGUGCCUUAAAACAGUACGUUCUAUAACCUCUCAUCCACGCCAGUACCGUGAAUGUUCCCCGUAGAUUUGUGGACGUUUCCCCGCAUGUGGUUGGCGAAGUCACGUUAUAGCUUUGCGCUCCGAGGGAUUUGGUGAACUUCGCUCGCAGUCCCCACGGUGAUUCUUUGUCUGAACGGAUCUCCGUUCCCUAUAUUGGGGUAUCAUGGCAGCAGAGAGUCGAGGGGCAUGGACUGCUUUUGCACCAAAGGACGGCUGUAAUUCAUUAGGAUUUCUAAUGAUCUUCCUUGUGGAUUUACUGGGUGUAUCGGCAGCCAACAUGGAGCCUAUUUAUUGGAAUUCAUUAAACAAAAGGUUCGGGGACGACCGGGGCUACGUGCUCUACCCCCAGAUAGGGGACCGUCUGGACCUAAUCUGCCCCUCGUCCAGUCCAGCGGGGCCCCGGGCCACCAGCGAGUACGAGUUCUACAAGCUGUACCUGGUGUCCACGCGCGAGCAGGCCGACCGCUGUGAGGUCAUGGGCCCCCCUAACCUGCUGCUCACCUGCGACAAGCCCGCCAGCGACAUGCGCUUCACCAUCAAGUUCCAGGAGUUCUCCCCCAACCUCUGGGGACACGAGUUCAAGAGCCUCCAGGACUACUACAUCAUCG
Messenger RNA from Osmerus eperlanus (European smelt), 1258 nucleotides. RefSeq names its product ephrin-B3-like. The annotation marks the transcript as partial. The record is from RefSeq and is a predicted model, not a curated record. The transcript is spliced from 2 exons. Gene Ontology annotation, cellular component: plasma membrane. Gene Ontology annotation, molecular function: ephrin receptor binding. Gene Ontology annotation, biological process: axon guidance; ephrin receptor signaling pathway. NCBI's taxonomy places the organism in Eukaryota, Metazoa, Chordata, Actinopteri, Osmeriformes, Osmeridae.